This is a messenger RNA of Chanos chanos (milkfish), 2832 nucleotides long. Its product is annotated as UDP-glucuronosyltransferase 2A1. Bases 627 to 2714 code for a protein of 695 amino acids. Gene Ontology annotation, molecular function: glucuronosyltransferase activity. NCBI's taxonomy places the organism in Eukaryota, Metazoa, Chordata, Actinopteri, Gonorynchiformes, Chanidae. The transcript has 6 exons. The record is from RefSeq and is a predicted model, not a curated record.
UUGAUUUUUUUAAUGCAAUUGAAUAAUAUGGAAAGUACAGCUCUCCGAGCAAGGCGGAAAUGGUUUCAUGGGAAAGAUGAGCUUCUUUAUAUAACUGCUUAUGUAACAAUUCUAGGGUGUCGUGUUGCGCUGUUUCAGGACCUUUCACUAACUUAACUGUCUGACUGAAUGUCAUUUGAGUUAAAGCCGCGGAGUUUCAAAAGUAAACGUGUGAGGAAAGUCACCAAAAGUGCCAUCGUCUUCCAUUUUACUUAUACGUGUUAUUGGGAACACGGUUUUGAUGCCAAAGGUGGAUGGCGUUCUUUGAAUCGAUGUGAAGUAAAAUGGUAAUGUAAUUUCGCAGGCGUAGUUGUGGGGGCUUUAUUUAUCUAUUUAUUUCAUUUUGAUAUAAUACAGAUUGAUCUUUGCCCGAGGUUCAGAUUUCACUCUGGGUGCGACACAGACUGGUUACACCCAACUGUUUAAAAUAUGUUUUAUAUGCAAAGGCACGUUGAUCGACUUGCCCCACGCCAUUUCUAUUAGAUUUUUAGCUUUAGUUGGUGGUCAGAGUUCUAGCUAAUAAUAACAUCUCGAAGAUUCAUAGCAUAGCAGAGUGACAUUGUAGCAUAAUUUUACCUGCAGUCAGCAUGAAAGUACAGUCUCACACCCUCGCUUGUGUGAUGUUGGUGUUCUCUACGUUUGGGAGCGUAAAGUGUGGGAAUAUCUUGGUAUGGUACACAGAGGCCAGUCACUGGAUAAAUCUCAAACCUGUGCUGGAGACAUUGACAGACCGUGGACACAGCGUCACCGUUCUGCUCCCUAAUGUCACACUCUUCAUGGACGCAACGGAGAAGAAUCGCUAUAGUUACGAGAUGUUUAAUGUUUCGCUGUCCUUGGAUGAACUAAGUGACUGGAUGGACGAGAUACUGUACUUCACGAUGUAUGAGAUGGACAAACUUAACAUGUUAGAGCUUUACAUGAAGUCUUACCAAAUUAUUGGGAAAGACCUGGACUUGUGUCUUGUGUAUUGCGACGGGCUGCUGAAGUCAGAAUCAGUUAUGGACAAACUACGGAAAGGAAGAUAUGAUGUGUUGUUUGUAGAUCCCAUUUUUCCUUGCAGUGAACUGGUGGCUGAGACACUAGAUAUUCCCAUAGUUUAUACUCUCCGAUUAUCCAUUGCUAAUACAAUGGAGAGACUUUGUGGACAGAGCCCGGCUCCCCCUUCCUACGUACCUGGUGCCAUGAGCAAAUUCACCGAUAAGAUGACUUUUUCUGAGAGAAUAUGGAAUUUCCUCUUCUACGUGUCCCAGGACGCUUUGGCCGUGAGUUUGUGGAAGAAGUUAGACGCAUAUUACAGUGACUAUUUAGAGGCCAGUCACUGGAUAAAUCUCAAACCUGUGCUGGAGACGCUGACAGACCGUGGACACAGCGUCACCGUUCUGCUCCCUAAUGCCACACUCUUCAUGGACGCAACGGAGAAGAGUCGCUAUAGUUACGAGAUGUUUAACGUUUCGCUCUCCUUGGAUGAAGUAAGUGACUGGCUGGACAGGAUACUGCACUUUUCAAUAUACGAGAUUGACAAACUUAACUUGUUACAACUUCAUAUCCAGUUUUACCAACUUGCAUCGAAGGAAAUGGACUUUUCUCUUAAGUACUGUGAUGGGCUGCUGAAGUCAGAAUCAGCUAUGGAAAGAGUACGGCAAGGAAGAUAUGAUGUGUUGUUUGUAGAUCCCAUUUUUCCUUGCAGUGAACUGGUGGCUGAGACACUAGAUAUUCCCGUAGUUUAUACUCUCCGGUUUUCCAUCGCUCAUACGAUGGAGAGACGUUGUGGACAGAGCCCGGCUCCACCUUCUUACGUACCUGGUGCCAUGAGCAAAUUUACCGACAAGAUGACUUUUUCUGAGAGAAUAUGGAGUUUUCUCUUCUACGUGUCCCAGGAUGCUUUGUUCAUGAGUUUGUGGAAGAAGUUAGAUGCAUAUUACAGUGACUAUUUAGGUCGACUUACGACGUUUUGUGAGAUGAUGGGAAAGGCUGAUAUCUGGCUGAUCCGAACCUACUGGGACUUUGAGUAUCCCCGUCCGUUCCUGCCUAACUUUAAAUAUGUCGGUGGUAUUCACUGCAGACCUGCUAAACCGUUACCAAAGGUUCUGUGGAGGUACAGUGGUGAGAAGCCAGAGACUCUGGCUCCAAACACCAGACUAUACGACUGGAUCCCCCAAAACGAUCUACUGGGUCAUCCAAAGACCAAAGCCUUUAUCACUCAUGGUGGAACCAAUGGAAUCUAUGAGGCCAUAUACCAUGGAGUUCCUAUGGUGGGAAUCCCCAUGUUUGCUGACCAGCCAGACAACAUGGUCCAUAUGAAGGCUAAAGGAGCUGCAGUCAUCAUGGACUUUAACAGCAUGGAGACCAAAGACCUGGUGGACGGGCUCAAAGCUGUAAUCAAUGACCCAUCCUACAAGGAGAAUGCCAUGAGGUUGUCCAGAAUCCACCACAACAGACCAAUACAACCACGGGAUGAGGCCGUGUUCUGGAUUGAAUUUGUGAUGCGCCACAAGGGGGCCAAGCACCUGAGGGUGCAGGCCCAUAACCUGACCUGGUAUCAGUACCACAGUCUGGAUGUGUUUGCUUUCCUAUUGGCCAUAAUUGCUCUAGUUCUCUUCAUAUUCUAUAAAAUACUGAAGUCCUGUGUUGUGAGGUGCUGUUUUAGAUCCAGAUCUAAGAGCAAAAAAGAGUGAACAAGUGUCUUAGAAAAUUAGAAUUAUGUUUUCAUUAAGUAUAUGUGUCAAAUUAGUCAGUCUGCUUUAAAUAUCUGUAAACCUUCUGGGAUUAAAAGGUGGAAGCUCUGUACACAUA